Messenger RNA from Uloborus diversus, 607 nucleotides. RefSeq lists its product as uncharacterized. Bases 52 to 504 code for a protein of 150 amino acids. The transcript has 4 exons. The record is from RefSeq and is a predicted model, not a curated record. Gene Ontology annotation, cellular component: membrane. NCBI's taxonomy places the organism in Eukaryota, Metazoa, Arthropoda, Arachnida, Araneae, Uloboridae. Gene Ontology annotation, molecular function: phosphatidylinositol bisphosphate binding.
CAGAAGUUCAACGCGAAGCGAAGUGAAGAGAAGCUGAAGCGAUAUUGCCGCAUGAGGCAGACUCUGCACGACUUCUUCGAGGACAUCGACGUUGCCAAGAUGGAGGCAGUCUUGGACAGUCAAAUAGUCGGGUUCUUGCCCUACAGGGACAAGAAGGGAAGGGCGGUACUCUUCUCGAGGGGAUACGCUUGGAAUAAAGAAGCGUACGACCUCGUGGACUCCACGAAGUGCGCAGUACUCCUGAUUCUGUACUCUCUGACCUUCCCCCUGACUACCAUGACAGGGAUAUGCGUCAUAACGGACGCCAAAGUGGAAGCGGUCCAAGACUAUUACCACAACUUCAGGGCCUUCGGCACUCACACCUCCACUAUUAUGUCACUUCCUUGCCGCUUCCAGAGGAUGGACCUGUUCAAUGAAAACUUCAUGUGUCACUAUUUCUACGCAGCUAUUCGGCCUCUUUUACCCACCAAGUUCUCAAAAAGGAUUCAUUUUUACCCAGCAUGAAGAUCAUUUUGACAGCAGACGAUACUUAAAUAAAAAUACGUAUAAUUAGCCGGAGUUUUUUUUUUUUUUUUUGGCAUGAAGGAAUAAGAUAUGAAUAUUUUAC